This is a messenger RNA of Suillus fuscotomentosus, 1303 nucleotides long. RefSeq names its product chaperonin 10-like protein. The record is from RefSeq and is a predicted model, not a curated record. Gene Ontology annotation, molecular function: oxidoreductase activity. NCBI's taxonomy places the organism in Eukaryota, Fungi, Basidiomycota, Agaricomycetes, Boletales, Suillaceae. The coding region runs from base 294 to 1301 and encodes 335 amino acids. The transcript is spliced from 4 exons.
GUUGCAUCCAGCAUCAAGUGGUGAAGCAGUGUUGAAACGCAACGCUAGUCUAAACUUCAUAUAGAGCUCCAUAGACCCGUAUCAUCGGAGGCAAUGUCACUAUUGUUGCGCUGAUGACUUAUCAACUCCAGCGGUUCACGAACCGCACCAUAUCUCGUCUUAUCAAUCCCUCCGGGUCUUCUGAGUCAAGGCGUAUUGGUUAUUGCCUCCAGUGAGUUUGUUGCGCUCGGCUUGCUUUUCAACUGCUCCUUUCAUCACGUUUACCUCUUUCCGCAUCUAGUCGUAAAAUCACAAUGCAAGCUCUCAAGUUCGAGAAGACCGGCUCCUUGGAUGGAUUAGCUCUGGUUAACAUCGACAAACCCAUAUUACGUCCCGGCGAGGCUCUCGUACGUGUCAGAGCUGCCGGUAUCAACGGGUCCGAUGCUGCAGGCAUCCUAGGCAUGCUUCCAUUUGUGACCACCCCCCGCAUUCCUGGCAGAGAUUUCUCCGGGGACGUUGUUGAAGCGCUGGACGCAUCCGGGGCCUCGAGUCAACAAUGGAUUGGAGCAGAGGUAUGGGGAACAGGAAGCGAGCGGGGCUUCACUUCAGACGGAACGUUUUCUCAAUACGUUACCGUCCCUAUCGCCGCAUUGAGCCGAAAGCCAGCAUCUCUCGACCACUCCAGGGCUGGUAGCAUGACCCUGCCUUGGUUAUGUGCUUGGAUUACAGUUGACACUCUUGCAAACGUCAAGGAGGGAGAUAAUGUUAUUAUCAUUGGUGCUCGAGGCGGCAUUGGCUCCGCAGCAGCCCAGCUCUGCAACGAGCGCGGGGCACGCAUAUUCGGCACAUACACCUCGCUCGCCAAAGCGACUCCCCCAUCAUAUAUCACGCCCAUCGAAAUAGGCUCUAAAAACGCCAUCCGCGAGGCCAUCGCCAAGGCAGGACUGCAGAAUAAAAUCGACGUUUUGCUAGACUGCGCCGGCUACGAGCAGCCAUUCAACGACGCGCUUUUCACGAUGACUCCGAAUGGCACAGGUCGUGUUGUGGUUAUGGCUGUGCAUGCAAAGGACGGACUGUUCCCGAUCAGCAUGCGGACGUUUUAUACAAAGGCCCUUACGUUAAAGGGCAUGCUGUCGAGUAUUCUUGGCCCGUUGGAGGUCAAGGAGGUACUGGACAACCUUGCGAAGAAAAUUGAUAGUGGGCUGUUAGAGGGUCCGAAGGAGGUCAAGGAAGUUGAUAUGAAGAACAUGGACACUGUGAAGGGUGCUCUGCAGGAGAUUUUAACUCGAGCAUCUCAUGUUCGUUCAGUGAUUAUUCCCUGAAC